GUGGGUGUGGGAUCAUGUUCCUGUGGUCAGACAGUAAUUGGGCUGCUGUCCCACCCUCCUUGAGGCAAAAUUCCACCACCAGCACAACUGUUGACCUGCCCUCACCAACAGCCUCUCCAGGUCCACUAUAUAAGCUUCAUCAAGUGGGAAAGUCUCUGUUGCAGACUGAAAAAGAACCUGGCACCAAGUAUUUCAGAAAAAUAUGGGCAACCAGGUCACUCAGAACAGCGUACUACAGCAGCAGAUGAAACUGGAUAUGCAAUGGGAUAAUAAAGUGAAGCAGUGUCCAUUUUCCAAGCAAGUGAAGAACUAUAAGGAUGAUUCGUGCCAUCAAGAUGUGUUACAUCACAGAGCGGUUAAGAGCCAUAUUUGUUCGUCUAAGAUUUGUGAAGGCUCAAUCAUGACUCCAAAAUCUCUGACACGCUGUCCCAUGACCGCUUUGCACAGCUCUGAUGACAUCCUUGUGCAAGCUGUUGACUUCAUCAAUCAAUACUACAAGUCAGUUAAAAACUCAAAAAUUGAAGAGCACUUGUCUCGUGUGGAGGAAAUUGCAAUGGAAAUAGAUGCUACUGGAUCAUAUCAACUCACCACAAAAGAGCUGGAAUUUGGGGCUAAACAAGCAUGGAGGAAUGCACCAAGAUGCAUUGGCAGAAUUCAGUGGACUAAUUUGCAGUUGUUUGAUGCGCGUGAAUGCCGAACUGCUGAGGAGAUGUUUCAGAAGUUGUGCGAUCAUAUUCAGUUUGCUACCAAUGGAGGCAACCUGAGGUCUGCCAUCACAGUGUUUCCUCAAAGAGCUGAUGGCCAGCAUGAUUUCCGUGUGUGGAAUAGUCAGCUCAUACGAUACGCUGGCUAUAAGAUGACAGACGGCACAAUAAUAGGAGAUCCUGCCAGUGUUGACUUCACUGAGACUUGUAUCCAGCUCGGAUGGACUCCAAAAUAUGGUCUAUUUGACGUGCUUCCACUGGUGUUACAAGCUAAUGGAGAGGACCCCCAACUUUUUGAAAUUCCCAAACAUUUGAUUUUGGAAGUUCCCAUGGAGCACCCACAGUAUGAGUGGUUUAAGGAUUUAAACCUGCGUUGGUAUGCAUUGCCUGCGGUGUCCAACAUGUUGCUGGAGAUUGGUGGUCUUGAAUUCCCAGCAUGUCCUUUUAACGGUUGGUACAUGGGCACUGAGAUUGGAGUGAGGAACUUCUGUGAUACCCAGCGCUACAAUGUUCUUGAGCGGGUUGGCCGUCAGAUGGGAUUGGAGACUCAAAAUCUGUCUUCACUGUGGAAGGACCAGGCUCUGGUGGCCAUUAAUGUAGCAGUCAUGCAUAGUUUUCAGAAAAAUAAAGUGACCAUUACGGACCACCAUUCUGCAUCAGAGUCCUUCAUGCAGCACAUGGAGAUGGAGGUGCGUCUGCGUGGAGGAUGUCCAGCUGACUGGGUUUGGCUGGUGCCACCAAUGUCUGGAUCUCUGACUCCAGUCUUUCACCAGGAAAUGCUGAACUACAUCCUAUCACCUUUUUUCUACUAUCAGCCUGAAGCCUGGUUGACGCAUAAGUGGAGGGACAAGAAGAGAAAAGCGAGGCGCUGUACAGUCAGCUUUAAAGGACUGAUUAGAGUAGUGCUCUUCUCACAAGCACUUAUUAAGUUGGCUAUGGCCAAGAGAGUGCGUUGUACUGUUCUCUAUGCCACAGAAACUGGAAAAUCACAGACUUUCGCUAAGAAACUAAACGGCAUCAUGAACUGUUGCUUCAGCUCCAGGGUUGUUUGCAUGGAGGACUACAGCAUAAGUGAACUUGAGAAGGAAAGCCUCCUAAUUGUUGUUACUAGCACCUUUGGCAAUGGCGACUGUCCAGGAAACGGAGAGAGUUUCAAGAAGCAGCUACUCGGUCUAAAAACCCUCAGAAACAAAGUCAGGUACUGUGUGUUUGGUCUUGGCUCUCGAAUGUAUCCACACUUCUGUGCGUUCGCCCAUGCUCUGGAUGCUACUUUUGCGUCACUGGGAGCCGUCCGUGUGUCCAGUACAGGAGAGGGAGAUGAGCUGAACGGACAGGAGGAAUCAUUCUCAGCCUGGGCUUGCACUGCAUUUAAGGAUGCAUGCAAGGAGUUUAAUGUUCAAGGGCAGCUUCCAGGAACUGAUGGUCUGGUGGAUUCCUGGGAUCCACAGAGGCACCGAGUUCAAAAUGACAGCUGUACACUUGACCGAAUCACUGCUCUGUCGGCUCUUCAUUCUAAAGCUGUGGUUCCCAUGAAACUGAAGAGAAGGCAGAAUCUGCAGAGUGCAACAUCAAGUUGUGCUACAAUUUUGCUGGAGCUGGAGAUGGAAGGAAACGCAGAACCCUUAAACUUCACCCCAGGAGACCAUGUGGGGAUUUUCCCAGGGAACUCACCUGAAUUAGUAGCUGGCAUAUUAAAGCAUCUGCAUAAUGCCAAUCCUAUCAACCAGAGCCUUCGGCUGGAAUUCCUCAGUGCCCACGCUGAUGGUGAAAGGUGGCAGAGAGAUGAACGAAUGCCGCCUUGCUCUCUUGCCCAGGCUCUCACCUACUAUCUGGAUGUCACCAGCCCGCCCUCUCAAAGCCUCCUCCGCAAACUCUCAAAGAUGGCUAGACAGGAGGAUCACAGACAGCGCUUGCUCACUCUGGCAUCAGACUUUCAGGUCUACACAAGAUGGAAGGAUUUCUUCAAGCCGACGUUCCUUGAGGUGCUGGAGGAGUUUCCCUCUCUGGAACUUUCUGCUGCUUUUCUCCUCAGUCAGCUGCCUCUGCUGAAGCACCGACUCUACUCCAUUAGUUCCUCUCCUGACCUCCACCCUCAGGAGCUCCACCUUACUGUGGCUGUAAUCAGCUAUUAUACACAGGAGGGAAAAGGUCCACUUCAUUUUGGUCUGUGCAGUAACUGGCUCAACACCAUCAAAGAAGGAGACACGGUGCCAUGCUUUCUCCAUAGCUCCGACUGGUUCCACCUUCCGUCAGACCCCAGCGCUCCCUGUAUUCUGGUGGGAGUCGGCAGCGGCAUUGCUCCCUUCCGUAGCUUUUGGCAACAGCAAUUCCAUGACAUGAAUAAAACAGGUCUGAAAGGGAAUCCGAUGACACUUGUGUUUGGGUGUCGAAGUUCAGAUACUGAUCAUCUGUACAAAGAAGAGAUUCUGGACAUGAGAGACAAUGGUACUCUAAGCAGCAUUACAACAGCUUACUCUAGGCAGACUGGACAAGCAAAGGUUUAUGUCCAAGGUAUCUUGCAAGAGCAAUUAAAUGACAAGGUCUUUGAGGUUCUGCACCACAACCCAGGACAUGUGUACGUCUGUGGAGGGGUGAACAUGGCCUGCGAUGUGGCUGCCAGUGUCAAGGGAAUCCUUGUCAAUCAGCUGGGCAUCACUGUUGCUCAGGCUGAGGAGUAUCUGUCAAGGCUUAAGAAUGAAAAACGGUACCAUGAGGACAUCUUCGGAUAUUAGUGCUCAAGAAACCUGGAUUAUUUAGAUUUUUUUCAAUACCCAGACACACCAAAAAGAGGAAUGUUUAAUUCUUUGAAAAUGUAACUUUCAUUUUAUGCAUUUUGUUUAUAAAAAAUUAUCAUCGACAUCCUUUAUUAGGAUUAAAUCCUUGAAAGUUUUGAAUGGUUUAUAUAUAUUUGGGUCAGUUGGCAUUUCUAUGUGGAGUUUGCAUGUUCUCCCCAUGUUUGCGUGAGUUUCCUCCGGGUGCUCCGGUUUCCCCACAAGUCCAAAAACAUGUGGUGUAGGUGAAAUGGGUAAGCUGAAUUGUCCGUAGAGCAUGUGUGUGAAUGAGUGUGUAUGGAUGUUUCCCGAUGAUGGGUUGCAGGUGGAAGGGCAUCCGCUGUGUAAAACAUAUUCUGGAUAAGUUGGCGGUUUAUUCCCCUGUGGCGACCCCAGGUUAAUAAAGGGACUUAGCCAAAAAGAAAAUGAAUGAAUGAAUAUUUUUAAUUAUAAAGGUUUAUAUGUAUUUUAUCAUUUUGCAUCAAAUUACAAAAAAACGCUGAUGCAAGGUGUUUCUAAUGCAGCGUCUAUGAGGCAGGACAGUAAAUUUAAUUUUGUUCUCUCUUAUGGCUGCCAUUAUCAGUCUCACACAAUUUUUUUUUCCUUUUUCUGAAAGUCUUGAUAACACCAUCGUUGAGUUUUUCUUUGAUUAUUUUAGCAAAUAAGAUUUAAAUAUAUAUAUAUUUGGUGUACUCUCCCAUUCACUGCUCUCUAAGUUUCCCCAACUAUGACGACUUCUGCUGCUGAGAAACCUGGAAAUGUAAAAAGGGUCUAUAAAGUAAAUCUGAAACGCCACUCGCUCAAUCACUUUCCUUUGGCAAGUGCCUGAUUUAUCACCUCGCCACAGUGGAAUGAACUGCCAAUUACUCUUGUUUCAUGAUAGAGGUAAAGUUGGUUUUAUAUUCACACAUUCAUUCAGUGACACACUCCCUAUAUUGUUUACCAUGGUACUUUGAAUAUUCGGUCUGAAAUCAUAUCUAGAAAUGACAUCAAAACAACAUUAGCAUUAUUUAAUUGACUGUAAACAAUGGUGUGCUUUGAUAGUCAUUGGCUGCUAAUAUGAAUUAGAAAUCUAUUAUAAAUAGAAAUAGCAAACAAUACUUUUCCUAACCUAUAUUAUCAAGGAGAAAGUCUGAAUGUGUGAAUAUAAAACCAACUUUACGUUUAUUGUUCCAUGUGUUGGAUGCUGUUCUUGCCUUAACCCAGCACUGAGAGGACCCUAAAAACAGUGCAAAUAAACACCAGUAACAUAAUAAAACACUGUACUCGAAGCAGAAAUGUCAAUAAAUUCCCAUAAAACCAAUUGAACCAAUUGCCAGUUACUUUAGAAAUGUAGAGAUGUAAAUCACUUUAUUUUGCCCUUGUCUGUUUAACAAUUAAUGCAUCUUGUUUGUGCUUGUCAUUCAAAAUCCUUUUUUCUUAGCAGCA
Messenger RNA from Danio aesculapii, 4903 nucleotides. It is a transcript of the gene nos2b, whose product is annotated as nitric oxide synthase 2b, inducible. The record is from RefSeq and is a predicted model, not a curated record. The transcript is spliced from 26 exons. Gene Ontology annotation, biological process: nitric oxide biosynthetic process. The coding region runs from base 203 to 3436 and encodes 1077 amino acids. Gene Ontology annotation, molecular function: flavin adenine dinucleotide binding; calmodulin binding; FMN binding. Lineage: Eukaryota; Metazoa; Chordata; Actinopteri; Cypriniformes; Danionidae.